AUGGUCGGUAGCAACCGCGAAUGCCCUCGCUGUAUCCCCGGUUUUACCCUCAAUUGGAUCGUCUUCAGGGGAGGGUUCAAGACCUCAAAAGACGCAGACUCCGCUGCUACACACCUUAACAUGGUCUGCCAGAAAUGGAAUGAUCUUGACGUGGGCGUCAAGUCCGACUGGAUCAAGAACCUAGCGGACAAAACUUUUACCUUGUGA
Molecule: messenger RNA, 207 nt
Organism: Colletotrichum higginsianum IMI 349063
Lineage: Eukaryota; Fungi; Ascomycota; Sordariomycetes; Glomerellales; Glomerellaceae
Exons: 1
Coding region: 1-207 (68 amino acids)
Source: RefSeq, a predicted model, not a curated record